Thermochaetoides thermophila DSM 1495 is the source of this 864-nucleotide messenger RNA. RefSeq lists its product as uncharacterized. Lineage: Eukaryota; Fungi; Ascomycota; Sordariomycetes; Sordariales; Chaetomiaceae. The coding region runs from base 1 to 864 and encodes 287 amino acids. The transcript is spliced from 6 exons. The record is from RefSeq and is a predicted model, not a curated record.
AUGAAGUUCGAGCCAUUGGUGUCCAGGAAUACGGUGCCAAGGACAUAUGUCCAUGCGAAGCUCUCAGAUACGUACUUCUACUCUAUCCUCCGCGACAACUUCCCCAUCUCAACAUGGCUCGCUCUCGGCGCCAUCACUCAAUCCUUCCUCCUCUUCCUUUUCCCAGCCCAUCUUGCUCUGGCGCCAGCCCUUACACUCCUGCUGUUCCGCGCGACAUGUGCGGUGCUAGCUACCGUGAGACUGCUGCCCAACCAUCAGAUGGAUGGCGUUGUCCCAGGGAAGUGGACUGCCCAGCUACCUAACAAGGAGGGCGAAGUCCCUGGUGAGGUGGCAGAGAGGGGAUUGGUGGUGAUUUCGCUUGGGGCGAGGUCGAACCAUCCGUUCGGCAUCCUGGGCCCCGGCUUCAAGGAAGUGGGCGAUUUAAUGGAUGCUAUGCUGAAGGAGUUACAUGAGAGGGCGGAGGAGUUUAAAUUCCUCGGCCAUACCUCCUUCGUCUCGACUGAGCGUCAUACUACCAACCAAGUGAUGAGUCUUUGCUAUUUCCGCACAAUAGAGGGUCUCCAUGCUUAUGCGCAUAGUGCCCUGCAUCGCAAGGCCUGGGAAUGGUGGAAUAAAAUCACCAAUACUCAUCCCCAUCUGAGUAUUAUGCAUGAGGCGUACUACUCUCCGAAGAAGGAGUGGGAAAACAUCUAUGUUAACAGUCAUCCCACCGGCUUUGCCGACACAAAUGCGUUCAUCUCCGUCGACGGCCGACCCAGUUUGCCCAUCUUCGAUGCCAGGAUGGGAAGACUCCGUUCCCAUAGGGGCCGCUUAGGUCGUGGAGAUGGCACGGAUAACGAGGAGUACGGAUCGGAGCCGUACUAA